CGCACAAGGAGUGGAAGGAAAAAUUUUGUUAUAUCCGGAUGGCUGAUAACCCAUUCCCGGGGGCCCUGCGCAAUCACUUCCGUAGGCAUCCGAAGGUGGGCAGCGCGGCACUGCAGAAGGCUGGUAAGAAACUCACUGAGAAGCCCGAGGGCUCUGAUAAGGUGAUCGCUAUCAAGGCGGCGACACUUCCAGAGGAUCUUUACCUGCUGGGCUUUAGGCGGUAUCGCCUCCCGGGGGAUGAAGAUGAGAAAUAUCCUGAGAUCGACCGGGGGUAUCAAAACGCCGGAGGUGAUAUUAUGGACGUGCAAGCCUUCGCUCGGUUGUCCAAAAAACUGGCCAAGGUGCCGAAGAGGAAGAAGGAGGAGGG
Messenger RNA from Cuscuta epithymum, 367 nucleotides. The record is from the annotation of a GenBank genome assembly. NCBI's taxonomy places the organism in Eukaryota, Viridiplantae, Streptophyta, Magnoliopsida, Solanales, Convolvulaceae.